Molecule: messenger RNA, 948 nt
Organism: Acanthosepion pharaonis
Lineage: Eukaryota; Metazoa; Mollusca; Cephalopoda; Sepiida; Sepiidae
Source: the annotation of a GenBank genome assembly
AUGUUUGACCUGAGCUGGAAAUACUACAGAAAAUGGCACUAUUCCUGUAAAAACCAAAAGAACACUGAUUCAAUUCUAUCUAUCUAUCUAUCUAUCUAUCUAUCUAUCUAUCUAUCUAUCUAUCUAUCUCAUCCCUCUCAUCCCUCUCUCUUUUCUUCUUUUCUUUUUCUUUCAUUUAUCUAUUUUCUUUUCAUUCUUCUUUUUAUUAUUGUCUGUAUUUUCUUUUUCCUUUUUUUUCUCUGUUACUUUCUUGCUCAGUCAACUCAUUUCAUUCAUUCCUUCUUGUUCGCAUUCUCGUUUUCAUAUUUCUUUUUUCCUUUGUAUUUUAUUGUUUUCUAUUUUAUUUUUAUUUUUUUAUUAUUAUUUAGACCGCUUUCUUUUCCAUCUCAUUUCUUUCCAAUUUUAAUUUCUUUUUAUUUUUCAUUCAUUCUCUUUAUUUAUCCUUCUUUACUCACUCGUUCAUUUUCAUUAUUUAUAUUUUUAUUCUUUCGCUUUUUUAUUGCCCGUUUCAUUUUCUUCAUUUCAUUGUCCCUUCAAUCUUUUAUUUAUUUUGUUGCAUUUUACUUUCUUCUUUUAGCUAGUUAUCUUUCUGUCUUUCUGUUAUUUUUCUUUCUUUCUUUCCUAAAUAUCAUUUCCUUCUUUAUUUCUUUCUUGAUUUCUUCCUUUAAAAUUGUCCUCUCUAUCUCCCUUAAUUUUUCUUCUAUCUAUCUAUCUAUCUAUCUAUCUAUCUAUCUAUCUAUCUAUCUAUCUAUCUGUUUUCAUUCUUACAACUUAAUUACAUUUUUCCAUUUUUUUUACACUCUAAAUUUUCUUGUAUCUUUUUCUUGGCAUUCCAAAUCAUUUAUGUUCAUUUUUAUCCACCUUUAUUUUUCUAACAUUCUCGUCGUAUUUUCUUUAUUUUCAGUUAAUUUGCUUCUUUUACAAUUUUUUCUCUUUCCGUUUGUUUAA